Akanthomyces muscarius is the source of this 417-nucleotide messenger RNA. RefSeq lists its product as uncharacterized. Gene Ontology annotation, cellular component: mediator complex. NCBI's taxonomy places the organism in Eukaryota, Fungi, Ascomycota, Sordariomycetes, Hypocreales, Cordycipitaceae. Gene Ontology annotation, molecular function: transcription coregulator activity. The coding region runs from base 1 to 417 and encodes 138 amino acids. The record is from RefSeq and is a predicted model, not a curated record. The transcript has 3 exons. Gene Ontology annotation, biological process: regulation of transcription by RNA polymerase II.
AUGGGAGAUAGUCUGACCCAAUUGCAAGAUGCUGUUGACCAGCUCGCGCAGCAGUUUGUCGCAUCCUUGCACUUUGUCCACCGAAGACACGAUCUCAAGACUCUGGGGCCCAACGACAAGGUUCGCGAUGUGAAGCAGGAGCCGACUCAGAAAGAAGUCGACCCUCUCCCCGAGGACGAAUUCGCGGCCGGCCUCAACGAACUCUCGCGCGAUCUCAUCUUUAAAGAGCAGCAAAUCGAAUACUUGAUAUCGCUCCUGCCAGGAUUAAACAAUAGCGAACAGGAUCAGGAAAAGGCCAUCAAGGACCUUGAAGAGGACCUGAAAGCGGCUGAAGCAGAGAGACAAGAGGCGCUGAAAGAACGCGAUGGGAUCCUUACGCAACUGGAUUCGGUGAUUUGCAGUAUCCGGCGACCUUAG